Messenger RNA from Ictalurus punctatus (channel catfish), 1690 nucleotides. RefSeq names its product golgi transport 1Ba (gene golt1ba). The transcript has 5 exons. Gene Ontology annotation, biological process: endoplasmic reticulum to Golgi vesicle-mediated transport; retrograde transport, endosome to Golgi. Lineage: Eukaryota; Metazoa; Chordata; Actinopteri; Siluriformes; Ictaluridae. The record is from RefSeq and is a predicted model, not a curated record. Bases 249 to 665 code for a protein of 138 amino acids. Gene Ontology annotation, cellular component: membrane; endoplasmic reticulum.
UAACCCUAACAAGAGCCGUAACCUCGUAAGCUUUCUAUUUAAAGGGCAUGUUUCAAAAUAAUCGUUAAAAAACGCGAACCAUAGGAAUGAUACUUCCGGUAUUCGCUGUGACAGUCUCGCGCACGCGCAGUCAGUACCGGAAGUGGACGCUGCAACUGUUGCUGCUACAGUUCACAGCAAGUGGAGCGUCAAAAGUGGCAGCUGCUUUCCAGUUUCUCAUCGAGUUUAAAGUCUGAACCUUUCCAAAGAUGAUAACUCUCACUGACUCACAAAAAAUCGGGAUUGGACUGACGGGUUUCGGAGUGUUUUUCCUGUUCUUUGGGAUGAUCCUGUUUUUCGACAAAGCACUCCUCGCUAUUGGAAACAUCCUGUUUGUGGUCGGCCUCGCGUUCGUCAUCGGCCUGGAGAGGACUUUCAGGUUCUUCUUCCAGAAGCACAAGAUGAAGGCCACCAGCUUCUUCCUCGGGGGCGUGUUCAUAGUGCUGAUCGGAUGGCCCAUCGUCGGCGUGGUGCUCGAGUUUUACGGCUUUUUCCUCCUGUUCAGGGGUUUCUUUCCGGUGGUUAUCGGUUUCAUCAGGAGGAUACCCAUCCUCGGCUCCUUGUUGAACCUGCCCUUCAUCAGCGGGUUUGCGGACCGAGCGGGCGAGAGCAACAGCAUGGUAUAACGGACGCCGUGCCAUUCUUUCUCCUUAUUUAUGACGGAUUUCCUAAAAACAAACUGUUUAUGCUCGUGUUCUAAAAGCCAUGCCGAUUCUUUUCCCUUUUAAACGGGGGGUGUGAGUGAGUGAGUGAGUGAGUGAGUGAGUGAGUGAGUGAGUGAGUGAGUGAGUGAGUGUGUGUGUGAGUGUGUGUGUGAGUGAGGGAGAUUUAUUUUCCCCCCCGUAGCCAAUCCGUGUGUGUGGGAACUGAAACAGACCAGCAUGUGGAGUUAUUUAUGUACAUACUAUAAGGUCUAUUAUCGCUGUAUUCAAAAAAAAAAAAAAGAAAGAAAGGAAAGUACCGGAUCUCCCCCUGUCCUCGGUGUCGGUGGAGGGAGCGAGCGGUGCCGCGCGGGACGAGGAAGAACGGACGGGAGGUGUGUCCUGUUACACCGACGGCUCGGGUCUGCUUCAGGUCCGAGUCGGACGCCACGGCGACGCUAACGUCUCUAACGUGGGCUGUUAAUGAUCAGUACUUUCUUUUUUUAAAGGUUUAUUUUUUAUCAGAAUAUUGAGAUACUGUAAUAUUGAGUAACACGUGCUUACACUUUGUAAAUACAGUUUAAAAAAGAAAACAAACAAACAAACAAACAAAACACCACCACAAAGCUGAUGUUUGUCCUUUCAUUCAAACACAGAUUUAAUAACCCUUUACUGCAUGGAAACUGUUUUUUAAUAAUACCAAGCCACUCUUUUCCUACGGAAGCGAAAAAAGGUUUAAUUUUUUACAUAAAAAAAUAAAUAAAUAAAUAAAAAUUGCCAUGUCACAUGACCAUUUUUCUAUUUUCGAGAAACGCGUUGAACGCUCCGUGAGAGAAGUUCACGUUUAUUUUAUGUCAGUUCAACAAGUUUCUGUAUUUCCAGCGUUGUGUUAAACGGUGAAGUCUCGCCGUUGCCAUGCGGCAACAAGACGCGGUAACGGGACCGUCGUACGUGCGGUCAGGAAUUGAAACAGGCGUACACGGCAAAAAAAACAAAAAAAAAAAAACAAA